AUCGGAGCAAGGCUAAACGGCACAAUGCCACGGGAUUCGAGCCUUGAGUGCGGCCAGUUCCGCCCGAGGCUUACCACCUUGGACCAAUGAGAGGCGUUUGAUAAGAGUGCGCAAGUAAAAGUAGCCACAAAGCAGAUGAGGCACGCGAGCUCAUGCCCGUCGUGAUUGGUGGUGUUGCAGCUCCCACGAUAUCAGUCAUCUUGUCGCCUAAGGUUUUUAUCUCCAGUGCUCCAAAAUUGGAAAGAAUCUCGGCCAGCUCCUAUAUGGGAACUUCGUUUUGGGUAUAAGCUGGGCGCAGUAGGCGUCGUGGAGGCAAGAGAAAAAUUAUCGCCUCGUCCACGGUAUAAGAAUUGUCGCCUCAGCCCUUUGGGGAGAAGCGAUCAGCAAAGGCCGACAUCGUUGCCGAGAGAGCUUCGAGCUUCGACACGCGACGAAAGGCUGCAUCGUUAUCAAGAUCUUGAGGAGCUCAUCUUGUCCAAGCUUCUAUUCUGGCAAAUCAACAAGCAAAACCACGCCAUUGCUCGCUUGACAACAGCCACCCGCCUCUUGGAAAGAAGAAAAAGGAUAGGAAGAGUUGCCAAUCGCUCUCACAGUCUUAGGUGCUGGGCACCACGUCGCGAAGCGAUCAGAGCUAUAUAUCACAGCUUGACGAGCUCUUCCAUCUGGAUACGCUAAGGGCAAAACUCCUUCGGACCCUUUCUGAAAGAGUUCGACUCAACCUUCGAAAGGCUCUCUCCGACUCUUACGUAUCCACACACGCACACACGCACAUACAGACACGCGCUUUCUUUGCACGCUUUCGUCUAAGCGGAUCAAAGAUGUCGACUGCCAACAUGGACGUCAAGGAUGAUUCGCCUGACAUGAUCGGGCCAGAUACUUCGCCCAAAAAGUCCUUUGCAGAUAGGAGCAGAGAGAUUGUGAAGAAAUUCACAACCAAGUUCGUUCUGACCCACUAACGGAGAAGCCUUUUGCAAGUCGUGGCUGACGUAUUUUUCAUCAGGGAUGGCUUAAUUGGCGACUAUGAUUAUGCGUUUCUUUUCAAGCCAAACUUGCCCUUCAUGAAGAAGGAGCGCCGCGCCGCGCCGUUCUUUGGCUUGAAUGACAAAAUGCCGAUCUUUUUGGGCAUGUUGCUCGGCUUCCAGCACGCAUUAGCUAUGUUGGCCGGCAUCAUUACUCCACCCAUCAUCCUGUCUACUAGCAGUGGCGCCAACUUAACAACGGAGCUGCAGCAGUACUUGGUGUCCACCUCCUUGAUCGUCUGCGGAAUCUUGUCUUCCAUCCAGAUUACCCGAUUUCACAUUUACAAGUCUCCAUACUACGUCGGAACCGGCCUGAUAUCCGUUGUCGGUACUUCAUUUGCAACCAUCCCCGUUGCGACAGGUGCUUUCGCGCAAAUGUACGCAAAUGGCUUCUGUCCCUCAGAUGCUGAUGGCAACCCCCUCCCCUGUCCGAAGGGAUACGGCGCGAUUCUGGGUACUCAGUGCUGUUGUGCGCUUAUUGAAGUCCUCAUGAGCUUCUGUCCACCGAAACUGCUUAAGAAAAUGUUCCCUCCAAUCGUUACUGGCCCAACCGUCACCCUGAUCGGUAUAAAUCUGAUCAGCUCCGGAUUCAGCAACUGGGCUGGUGGCUCUGGCACCUGCUCGACCCGUCCUGCAGACGGCUUCUUCGCGCUGUGCCCGAACAUCGCUGCUCCCCGCCCUCUACCAUGGGGAAGCGCAGAGUUCAUCGGAUUGGGUUUCCUCGUCUUCGUGAGCAUCAUCAUCUGCGAACGCUUCGGCAGUCCCAUCAUGAAGUCUUGCGCCGUCAUCUUCGGCCUCCUCAUCGGAUGCAUAGUCGCAGCCGCAUGCGGAUACUUUGACAGGUCUGGUAUAGACUCCGCCCCGGCAGUUUCCUUCAUCUGGGUUCAUACCUUUCCGCUUAGUGUGUACGGGCCGAUCGUUCUUCCACUUCUAGCUGUGUAUAUCGUCUUGGCCAUGGAAGCCAUUGGCGACAUCACCGCCACCUGCGAUGUCUCCCGUCUCGAGGUCGAUGGCAAGCUCUUCGACUCACGUAUCCAAGGCGGCGUGCUUGCAGAUGGUCUCAACGGAAUUAUCGCUGGUCUCUGCACCAUCACUCCGAUGUCCACGUUCGCCCAAAACAACGGUGUCAUUGCACUUACGCGAUGUGCAAACCGCUCUGCUGGCUACUUCUGCUGUUUCUGGCUUCUUGUGAUGGGGAUAUUUGCAAAGUUUGCCGCCGCACUUGUUGCCAUUCCCAGCUCUGUCCUUGGAGGAAUGACCACAUUUCUCUUCAGCGCCGUGGCCAUCUCUGGUAUUCGUAUCAUCUCGACUGUUCCAUUCACCCGUCGUAAUCGAUUUAUCCUGACUGCAGCAAUGUCUAUUGGCUUUGGUGCCACCCUGGUUGAUACCUGGUUUGCCUACGUCUUCACCUACCACGGUGACAACCGCGCUCUCUUGGGCUUCUACAACGCCAUCGAACUGGUCAUGGAGACGGGAUUCGCCGUUACUGCCUUCCUCUCUGUCAUUCUCAACUUGAUUAUUCCCGAGGAGGUCGAGGACGAGGAAACCCCAGAGGUCACGGCUGCCACCAUUGACGAGGAUGCUGACAGAGCCGAAUGGGCUUAUAUUCGUAGGAAGAGCGCAGCGGCACGCAAGAGCUCCGAGGCUACACCCGGAGUGAGUCACAGUGACCCAGAGAAGGUCGCUCCUGAAGCAACGACGAAGCCAGCGGAACCUGCUGUCUAGAAUGCCAUCGUCUGGGUCGUUGAGCCUUUAAGCGCAGGGAAGUCUAACCUAUGGCAUCGAUGUCGUCCCGAUGUCUAUGUACGUAUGUAUAUGCAUUAGAUGUGAAUAUUGGGGCUGAAAACUUUGCGUUCUCUUUCAUGAAAAUCUGUGUUGAACGAUGUAAAUUUGAAAUGAAAAUAUGUGUGUGACCA
Verruconis gallopava is the source of this 2935-nucleotide messenger RNA. RefSeq names its product purine permease, variant. NCBI's taxonomy places the organism in Eukaryota, Fungi, Ascomycota, Dothideomycetes, Venturiales, Sympoventuriaceae. Gene Ontology annotation, molecular function: xanthine transmembrane transporter activity. Gene Ontology annotation, cellular component: fungal-type vacuole; membrane. The record is from RefSeq and is a predicted model, not a curated record. Gene Ontology annotation, biological process: xanthine transport; transmembrane transport. The coding region runs from base 1059 to 2744 and encodes 561 amino acids. The transcript is spliced from 3 exons.